Messenger RNA from Gadus macrocephalus (Pacific cod), 3256 nucleotides. RefSeq names its product protein phosphatase, Mg2+/Mn2+ dependent, 1J (gene ppm1j). NCBI's taxonomy places the organism in Eukaryota, Metazoa, Chordata, Actinopteri, Gadiformes, Gadidae. Bases 22 to 1548 code for a protein of 508 amino acids. The record is from RefSeq and is a predicted model, not a curated record. Gene Ontology annotation, molecular function: protein serine/threonine phosphatase activity. Gene Ontology annotation, biological process: protein dephosphorylation. The transcript is spliced from 10 exons.
UCACCUAUCAUUCCAAACAAAAUGAUCAGCAAAGUUAAAAAUGCGAUGUCUACCCUGGUGGGAGGAAUGAUCCCUCACGGCCACCAUCACCCCUCCGGUACCGGCCAGAACAGCGGCUCAUCGGAGGGCUUACCCCCGCGGUUCCCUUACGGUCGACCGGACUUCUUGGACCUUACCCCGGAGCUGCUCCAGUACUCCACCGAGCACGCCUCGCGCCCGGUGCUGAUGCUGAGGAGGGACAGCAGGCUGCCGUGGCGCACGGGAUACGCAGAGGUGAUCAAUGCGGGCAAGAGCAUGCUGAACGAGGACCAGGCCUCCUGCGAGAAGCUGUUCGUCAAGAAGCCCUCGGGGAAGCACCGCAGCUCCCCUCUCCAGGAGGACACCGGGGACGCCACGGGCAUCCCGCUCCACUUCUGGGGCGUGUACGACGGCCACGCCGGCUCGGGCGCCGCCAUCGCCGCCUCCAAGCUGCUGCACCGGUUGAUCCGAGACCGCCUGGGCGAGGUGGCCCACCUGCUGGAGAACCCGGCCAGCCCCCCGCCCAUCUGCCUGGCCAAGAACGGCAGCCCCUACCAGGCCACGGAGAGCAAGAAGGGCGCCGCCGCCGCCGCCGCCGCCGCCGCCCAGCAGCAGGGGGAAGGCGCCGCAGCAGAGGAGCCCGACGCCAUCAGCGACCCCUCCAUCCGCUACCACAUGGAGAAGGUGGUGAGCAUGGAGAGCCUGGUCAUGGGCGUGCUGGAGAACGCCUUCCGACAGAUGGAUGAGCUUAUUGAAAAGGAGAAGGCAUCCUACACAAUCUCUGGUGGAUGUUGUGCCUUAGCUGCUGUCCAAAUGUUGGGGAAACUUUAUGUGGCAAAUGCUGGAGAUAGCAGGGCCAUAAUUAUACGAAACGAUGAGGUUAUUCCAAUGUCUAAUGAAUUCACUCCUGAAUCAGAGAGGCAGCGGCUACAGUAUCUGGGCUUCCUGAGGCCAGAGCUACUGGGGAAUGAGUUCACUCACAUGGAGUUCCCUCGCAGGAUCCAACACAGUGAGCUAGGCAAGAAGAUGCUCUUCAGAGACCACACCAUGACGGGCUGGGCUUAUAGGACUAUUGUUGAAGACGAUCUGAAAUUCCCCCUGAUCUACGGAGAGGGCAAAAAGGCCCGCGUCAUGGCGACUAUUGGAGUGACUCGCGGCCUGGGGGACCACGACCUCAAGGUGUACAACUCCAACAUCCACAUCAAGCCAUUCCUCUCAUGCUGUCCGGAGGUGAAGGUGUACGAUCUGUCUGAGAAUAAGCACGGCCCAGAUGAUGUCCUGGUCAUGGGUACAGACGGACUGUGGGAUGUGACCACCGACCAGGAAGUGGCGGAUGCUGUAUCCACCUUUCUGUCUGGCUGUGACCCCUCCGAUCCCAUGAGGUAUACGCUGGCCGCCCAGGACCUGCUGAUGAGGUCACGAGGCGUGCUGAAGGAGCGCGGCUGGCGGUUACCCAGCGAUAGGUUGGGCUCCGGCGAUGACAUCACUGUGUUUGUGAUCCCGCUGGCGGGCCAUGAGGGAGAGUCAUGAGUCCCCCCCGCCUGACCCCCUGGACUCUCCCCGCUCCGUCCCCCCGACCCCAAUGGUCCCUGACGUCAAAACUAUUCAGAGGAAAGGAGCAAGGAAGAAGAGCUCAAAAUAACUGUUCUCCUUUAUGGAAAGGAUGAGUAGGUCUGUGAAGAUUCCUAGACAGCAACCACUGGAUCAGGACCCCAACCACUGGAUCAGGACCCCAACCACUGGAUCAGGACCCCAACCACUGGAUCAGGACCCCAACCACUGGAUCAGGACCCCAACAACUGGACCAGGACCCUAGACUAACCACUGGACCAGGACCCCAACCACUGGACCGGGACCCCAACCACUGGACCAGGACCCCAACCACUGGACCAAGACCCCAACCACUGGACCAGGACCCCAACCACUGGACCAGGACCCCAACCACUGGACCAGGACCCCAACCACUGGAUCACGACCCCAACCACUGGAUCACGACCCUAGAACAACCAGGUGACCAGGACCCCAACCACUGGACCAGGACCCCAACCACUGGACCAGGACCCCAACCACUGGACCAAGACCCCAACCACUGGAUCGGGACCCCAACCAUUGGACCAGGACCCUAGACCAACCACUGGACCAGGACCCCAACCACUGGACCAGGACCCUAGGCCAACCACCGGACCAUGAUCCAGGACCAGGACCCUGUACAGAACCCAUGUAGUCUCAUUUCCCCACAUGUGACUCAAAACUAAAAAAACAAUGAGAACCCUUAAAUGCCGAUGAAUGUUACACUCCCUCUUUAAAGCCCGCUUAAUGUGACCGUUGCCAAUGAGAAUUAAAUCCAAAUAUAUUUUUAUUUGUUAUUUUGGAACCCAAACUUCAAAGCAAUCCCAGCUGAAUGUCAGUCUCUUCCAAAAGAAAACUACCAAACGUUUGCGUGGGAAUAUUGGUGUAUCGGGACAGCAAUAGUGUGAAGAGAAAGGCCCUGAGAGACCUCAGUUCCUGUACAUUGGAUACAACUCUGGAGUUUGGCUCAAGAGGAACAAUGAGGCUGUGACUAGUGCGUUACAGUUUCAGUCAGUAACUCAGUAGGCUCCCUCCAGGCCCAGAUGGAUGAUGGGAGCUGUGGGCCAGAAGCACUUUAAGACUGUCCUACAUGAUCAAUUGGUUCAUCUUUUGGUAACUGAGAUUUACAAUUUUGGUGUUGAAUGUAAUAAUGAUCCAGUUUUGUGACUUUAUGACCGUUCCUGCACUGGUAAAUUGAGGACUUUAUGACCAUUCCCGCACAGGUAAAUGAAGGCGUUUGGAUCUUCAUAAAUGGCAGGAUGUGAACAUUGCUUUAGUUUGGCUUUUCUUUUUUCUGGCCUGAAAACGUCCCAAAAACGGUUGGUAGGCCUAUUUUUAGAAGUGAUGUUUGUCACAGAUAUGCCUUAUUAUGAUUAAGAAAUUAAGGAUAUGUUUCUGCUGAGUUUCAAAUGCACUUACGUUUUUAGAAGAUACAAUUAAACUGUAUGCCCUUAAAUGUAAUUUUUAACAAUUAUUUUGUCUUAAUUUUUAACAAUUAUUUUGUCUUGCCAUCAUUUAUUUUAUAACAUUUGUUUUAUGUGUUUCAAUACUUGAAAACACAUAUUUUUUCCACAAUUAAUUGUUUGGACAAAAAUUGAAGAGUAGGAGCAAAGCGGUACAAGGAGAAUGCGUACCAAUUUGUAAAUGAAUACGAUAUUUUUUCCCCCCA